AUAGCUGAAAUACAGAAAGAUGUGGAAUACAGAUUGCCAUUUACCAUAAACAACCUGACAAUUAACAUUAAUAUAUUGCUUCCUCCACAAUUUCCUCAGGAAAAACCAGUGAUCAGUGUUUAUCCACCAAUACGGCAUCACUUAAUGGAUAAGCAAGGAGUAUAUGUUACCUCUCCACUAGUAAACAAUUUUACAAUGCACUCAGAUCUUGGAAAAAUUAUUCAGAGUCUGUUGGAUGAAUUUUGGAAGAAUCCUCCAGUUCUAGCCCCUACUUCAACAGCAUUUCCAUACCUAUAUAGUAACCCAGGUGGGAUGCCUCCUUAUGCUUCUCAGGGUUUUCCAUUUCUUCCUCCGUAUCCCCCACAAGAAGCUAACAGAAAUAUCACUUCUUUAUCUGUUGCUGACACUGUUGCUUCUUCAACAACAAGUUAUACCACAGCCAAGCCAGCUGCUCCUUCAUUUGGCGUCCUUUCAAACCUGCCAUUACCUGUUCCCACAACAGAUAAUUCAGCACCGACAAGCCAAAAUGGUUUUGGGUACAAGAUGCCAGAUGUCCCUGAUGCAUUUCCAGAACUCUCAGAGCUAAGUGUGUCACAACUCACAGAUAUGAAUGAACAAGAAGAAGUAUUACUAGAACAGUUUCUGACUUUGCCUCAAUUAAAACAAAUUGUUACUGACAAGGAUGACUUAGUAAAAAGUAUUGAGGAACUAGCAAGAAAAAAUCUCCAUUUGGAGCCCAGCCUAGAAGCCAAAAGACAAAUUGUUUUAGAUAAGUAUGAAUUGCUUACACAAAUGAAGUCUGCUUUUGAAAAGAAAAUGCAAAGGCAACAUGAACUCAGCGAGAGCUGUAGUGCAAGUGCCCUACAAGCAAGAUUGAAAGUAGCUGCACAUGAAGCUGAAGAAGAAUCUGAUACUAUUGCUGAAGAUUUCUUGGAGGGAAAAACUGAAAUUGAUGAUUUUCUCAGUAGCUUCAUGGAAAAGAGAACAAUUUGCCACUGUAGAAGAGCCAAGGAAGAGAAACUUCAGCAGGCAAUAGCAAUGCACAGCCAAUUUCAUGCUCCACUAUAGGUAAAUUGUAUUUCAGGUUUGAGUCUCAAUCUAUUGUAUAAUUGCAUACAUAUCUUUAACUGAAACGUUCUUAACAGUGCCUGUUCAUCCAGCCUUAAGCAUAAUUCUGUCAUUGUAGCUAUUGUAUUAUUUAAGGUAUAGAAUGCUUUAUAUUAUACAUCAAACAUAAUAUAAGUAAGCAUAUAAUCACUAGAAA
Molecule: messenger RNA, 1264 nt
Organism: Carlito syrichta (Philippine tarsier)
Lineage: Eukaryota; Metazoa; Chordata; Mammalia; Primates; Tarsiidae
Gene: VPS37A
Product: VPS37A, ESCRT-I subunit
Exons: 10
Coding region: 145-1068 (307 amino acids)
Biological process (GO): protein targeting to vacuole; ubiquitin-dependent protein catabolic process via the multivesicular body sorting pathway; protein targeting to membrane
Cellular component (GO): ESCRT I complex
Source: RefSeq, a predicted model, not a curated record